Molecule: messenger RNA, 900 nt
Organism: Arachis duranensis
Lineage: Eukaryota; Viridiplantae; Streptophyta; Magnoliopsida; Fabales; Fabaceae
Exons: 2
Coding region: 1-900 (299 amino acids)
Source: RefSeq, a predicted model, not a curated record
AUGUCGGUUGCAGUGGCCAACUCGUUUGCGUAUCAAAAAAUGCAGAUAAAAUCUGAUCAGCAUGUGUCGAUGAUGUUUUCUUAUCAUCGCAGCAUAGGAAGCAUCUAUUCGUUGGAGCUUUGUCUGAAUCUUCAGGAUAUUGGUGGAAGCUCGUCCAGUUCGAAUAAUGUGGAGGGUGUCAGAAAUCGUGGAGCGGCUGAUUUUGUUCCGGCUCAGGAUACCAAUACGUCUGACGAGGAUGAGAUUGAAGAUUUCAGCGGUGACGAGGCAGAAGUCGUGCCAGAGACGCAGCCUCUGCAUGGCGACCCUGUUCCUCCAACACGGGUCGAACCGGAAGGUGGUGGUGUAUCUUCCUCCACACCAGCACACUACCUGUUUUUAAAUCUUGGAGCAAUGCAUUCGAGUAAUGCAGAGGACAGAUUGAGCAGCUACCCUUUGUCAGGCGAGAUGGAGCUCGAGAUUGGGUUGAAAUUUCUUAAUCGGAAAACAGCGAUGCUCGCAGUAAAAAACUACAACAUCCGUAGGAGUGCAGAAUAUAAGGUGGUAGAGUCAGAUCAAAGUAGGUAUGUAUGUCGAUGCAAGCAGUUCGGGGAUCAAUGUCGGUGGAUGGUACGGGUUGCAAAGACGAGGUCCUCUAGAUAUUGGGAAAUUCGAAAGUACGAAGGGCCUCAUAGUUGCUUGGCAAGUUCAAUGUCUCAAGACCACGCUCAACUCGAUAGCAAUGUCAUCUGCCAGCACAUAUUCCCUAUGGUGCAUGCUGAUGCGACAAUUUGUGUAAAGGUGUUGCAAGGAUCAGUAGAGUCAGCGUACGGUUACAAGGUGUCUUACAAGAAGGUUUGGCACGCGAAGCAGAAGGCAAUCGCAAGGAUCUAUGGUGAUUGGGACGAAUCGUAUGACUAG